UCCUUGACUUUGCCUUAUUUAUCACAUCCCGUUGUCUAGCAUCUAUAGAAGGGCUUUCCAUUCUGGGAGGACCAUAUACUGAUGAAAAUCCAAGUAGAGGAUGACUAAAGUGCUUCCUAUAGUGUCAGGAAGAUCUGAUGAGUUCCAAUCCUGCCUCAGACACUUACUGUGUGACCUGGGUGCAAGUCAUUUAACCUCUAUCUUAUUCAGUUUCCUCAUCUAUAAAUGGGAAUCAAGACCAGAUCUUCCCUAUACCUGUCUUGUCACUAGAAAAAGUUUCUCUACCCAUGUAAAGAGUCUUUGCCAGGACUAUGUUCCUAGGGUUUUCUCCCCACUAUUCAUUUGGAGAGAUCUAAUUCCUCUAUGUAGUCCCUGUUUAUUCUUUUAUUCAUCUUUUUUACCCCCCAUUAAAACAGUUUGCCUCAUAAAAAUUGCUCCAUGUAGGAUCCCCAACAUGAUCACAAAUAGAGUUUGGAUGAUUUUAGAGGUACCUAGUUGAUUCCAGUCAGCUGAGGAAACUUUUCAAAAUACCCCACAGUGAAGGAAGUAGCCUAUAGGAACACCAGAACAGAGAAAAGAUGGCUAAAAUAAACAAUGCGAGGUAGCUUUAACAAAAUCCAUUAUUGAUUAGGCCAUAUUAACAGCUGAUUCCAGCAGUACAGACUUAAAAAAAAAUAAGCUUCAGGGGCAGAGAGCCAUAUCAGAGGCUCUGAGAGUAGAUAAAGACCUUCCAUUUUAUGACUGUCUGAAUAACAGUAGGAACUCAUUUUUCAGUGUAAGUUUUCCAUGAUUAGGUACACAUUUCUGUGGAGUAUUACACAGUCCUAGUAAACAUUACUAAAUCCUAUUAGCAAAACAUUGCAUUAAAUAGCAUUAAACUCUUUGAAAGCAAUUCAAGAAUUUACCUGACAAACAUGGGAUUGUUCAGAUAGAAGCCCAGCAUGACCAAAUGGAGUGAUUUGGCUCAGAUUAACUUCUAACUUUGCUCCUAGGGAAAAAAAAGAUUAGGUUUUGAGAUGAGCUCCUUAAGUCAGUUCAGUCAAUGAGCAUUUCAUAAGUACCUACUAUGUGCCAUGCCUUGAGUACGAAAAACAGCAAAGCGCAGCCCUUUCCCUUGAGGAGCUUUCCUUCUAUUGAGAAAAGAUGACACACUAGAAAGCUGAAAAAGUAGAGAGGAGGAUAACUGAGGGGUGCAGCCAGGUGGAAAAUAAAGAGAUUGCCAGACUGAGCUUCCUCCUUUAAGUUCUGGGAAGAGCUCUCCACUUGCCAAUCAGGGAAGGUUCCCAAGACCAGAGGGUACUGAUGAGGGGUAAAAUCCAGUAAUAUCAGUUGCCUUUUAUAUAAAGGAUACCAUUGCUGGGAAUUCAAAUUCAAAACCAAAAGACAUAGAAACAAGUAAAUAAAAAGUACAAAAGUAAUUUCAAAAGGCAGAAAAUACAAAUAACUGAGGGAAGGGACGCUUCAGGUGUAGAUAGCCCUCGAGCUGUAUUUUGAGAAGUGACGAUUCUAUAAAGUGUAGGCGAGCAGAGUCAUUCCAGGCAUGGGAGACAACUUGUACCAAGUAAGGAGAUAGGAGACUAAACUGCUCUCUGCGGAACAACUCUCUAGCUGGUCUGAUUGGAAAAGGGAGUGCUUAAAAGAGAUGAGUGAAAUUAGAACAGAAAAGUAGUGGGUGAGAAUAGAGAGUUUUUAAUGUCAUACUGAGGAUUUUUGGUUUUAUUGUUGGGGCAUGGACCCCUACAUUUGCUCGUGGCAGACAUGCACGCGUGCGCAAGCCCGAGUUUACUGCUAGUAUGUAGUGCCGGGCCCUCCAAACCUAUAGGGGGCAGCAGGUCCCGCGCUCGCCUCCACGUCAUGUGAUUUGAUCCUUUUCCUCAACUCUUACUUCCGGGGCACGGGGCGGAGCGGAGGUAGAGAGGAAGAUGGUGAAUCUACGGCCUCGGAGAUCUUGCCGCACGUUGCCAGUAAGGCUGGUAGUGGACCAAGGAGGCGAUGAAGAAGACUCAGAGAGGGAAAGCUCAGAAGAGGAAAGGCAGGACGUGGAGUUCCCCGAUGGAGACCCAGUAGCUGAGCCGAUGGCAGACGAGAACGAAGACGAGGUCGAGGACGAUGAAGCCCCCGAAGAGGUGACGUUCGCCAGCGCUCAAGCGGAGGCCAAGGAGGACGAGCGGCGGCUGCGGGACGCUUUGCGCAGGGACAAGGAACUCCUAAAGGAAAAGAGGAAGCGGCGGGAAGAACUGUUCACGGAGCAGAAGAAAAGAAAACUACUUCCUGCCACUAUUUUAGAAGAGUUAACUACAGCUCCCCAGACUAAAGUUAAUGAAUCAUCAUCAGAACUGAAAAAAGGUAAUGUGGAAAAUGAGAACAAGGAGAAGAAAGAAGAAAAAAUGUUCCCUAAACGAGUAAAGAAGAGAUACAUGGCCUGUAGACUAAAAGACCAAGAUCUGAUAGACUUAAGACAGCAAGCAGCCAAAGGCUUCCUACAGAAGUAUUUAUAUGGUCGAGGGAGCAACAGAACUACUGUAAACAAAUUUCUCUCCCUCAACAACAAGAGACUACUAGUUAAAAAACCUGCAGUCCAGUUUGUGAACAAUAGUUGGGGAAUGGAGAGAAAACAAAAUGCUAAGAAGUUCAAAAAACAGUGGAUGCAUAAAAAGAAACUAGCUUCCAGAAGACCAAAUAUCAUAUAAGUUUUUUCAAUGUUCACAUAGAGUUUAUUAAACCUGUUUUUGUUUUUAGAA
Messenger RNA from Monodelphis domestica (gray short-tailed opossum), 2741 nucleotides. It is a transcript of the gene NOL7, whose product is annotated as nucleolar protein 7. The record is from RefSeq and is a predicted model, not a curated record. Gene Ontology annotation, molecular function: RNA binding. Lineage: Eukaryota; Metazoa; Chordata; Mammalia; Didelphimorphia; Didelphidae. Gene Ontology annotation, cellular component: nucleolus; nucleus.